Molecule: messenger RNA, 694 nt
Organism: Leptinotarsa decemlineata (Colorado potato beetle)
Lineage: Eukaryota; Metazoa; Arthropoda; Insecta; Coleoptera; Chrysomelidae
Source: RefSeq, a predicted model, not a curated record
CUGUCACACAGAUGGUGACACAGUAGCUGGUUCUGUGUUUCGUGAAUUGUGCAAUGUUUUCUGUCUCGAACAAACAAAAUAUAAUCAAACAAUGGAUGAAUUAGAGUCGACUGUCCAAAAAUAUGUUACGAAUUUCUGUAAUAUUUUACCAAUACACGUGGAAAAGUGGCGAAAAUUAUUAGAAGAGGCAAGUAUGCCCAACAAAGCACUGUGUAACUAUGCAGAGCAGCUACGCCACGUGGAGAAAGCUGAUAUUGAAUACAUAGAAAACUUCACCGAACUCCAAGGAAAACUUAAGUUCAAAAUCUUUAUGGAAAUGGAGGACGAAAUGAAAUGUUUGAGAAAUGUGAUAGAUAGACUCAACCAAGCAAAUCAAGUACUGAAAAACAAAUUGUCAAUAUUGGAGAAAUCUUCAAAUGAUUUGAACUGGGAGUCAGAUUCAUCACUUUUAACAGGAACUGCUUUACAACCUCCACUAACCAAAGUUCUUCAGGAAGGACUAACUUUCUGGAGGUUUUUUUCAAAUGCGAUGAACUCAAUCAAUGAAAACUUCAAAAAUGUGAAUGUACGAGAUGAAAAGGCAAUGACUACUUUGGAAAAAUGUUUUCAACUUGACUUGGAACAUGAACAGCUUCUGAGCUUUUUGGCUUUAACCCAGUAUGUGAAUAAUAAUAAAGCAGUUAUAUAGUUAAAA